Messenger RNA from Cajanus cajan (pigeon pea), 2939 nucleotides. Lineage: Eukaryota; Viridiplantae; Streptophyta; Magnoliopsida; Fabales; Fabaceae. The record is from RefSeq and is a predicted model, not a curated record.
GAAAAAAAAAAGAAACAGGAAAUGAAAAGAAAAAUCAACGCUGACGAAGUCUUCCUCUUAUUCGAGAGUCGAGUCCCCAGACACUAGUUUGGACGGUGCAACAAUUAUAGGAGAAGCUAAUCCCAACACUAUUUUUCCAUGGCAAUUCUUCAAAUCCGUAGAAUUCAACACUCUAUCUACGCAGUACUUGUUUUUGUGCUUCAGUUUUCAUCGCUGCAGUUCCCCUCGCACGGGUACAAUGUCCCAGAUAAGUACUUCAUCAAUUGUGGGUCAGAUAGCAACGUUAGCGUAAAUGGCGUGGUUUACGUUGGUGAAUCAAACCCUAUAGCCCGUCUUAGCAGAAGAAGCAAGACAGAAAGCAAUGAGUCACAUGUACCUUCUCCUCUAUACCAAACAGCAAGAAUUUUUCGAAGUGAGUCUUGGUACGAGUUCAACAUCGGCACAAGUGGCACCUACCUGGUACGCCUCCAUUUCUUCUCUUUCUCAUCCCCGAGUAAUCUUUACUCAGCCAGGUUCAACGUUUCGGUUCCUAGGUUCUGGUUGUUGCAAAAUUUUGAUGCCAGAAAUGUUACUGAUAACAACCAUGCUCCGGUGAAAGAGUUUUUCAUCAAUAUCACAUCCCCCACCCCCAACUUCAGAAUUACUUUCAGACCUCUGCCAUCAUCAUUUGCGUUUGUCAAUGCCAUAGAACUCUUCCUACUCCCCCUCCAUUUGAUCGAUGAUGUAGUCGCGCGUUUUACUUAUAGUGGCAAUAACCGAGGCUUAGCUACUUUCAACGGUUUGUACUCUCGUGUGUUGGAAACCAAACUUAGGCUUAACGUUGGUGGCCAAAUUGUUAUCAACGAUAACUUGCUAAGAAAAUGGUCUCCAGAUGAUAGUUAUCUCGUUUAUCCAGAAAACGCCAAGGUUAGUUACCCUUUCUCAGGUCAAAUUGAGUAUCGUGUAGAAGAUGACUCCGAAGGUCCAAAUGCAAAUAAAUUUACGGCGCCAACUAAUGUGUACGGAACUGCUAAAGAGAUUAAAAACAUCUCUGCUGGUGCCGGAGACGCUAAACUUUUAAACAUAACAUGGCGACUUCCGGUGGAGAAGAACAUAGAUCAUCUCCUUCGGCUUCACUUCUGUGACUAUUUCAGUUCACAAAUUGAUCUUACAUUCUUCAUUCUGUCCAUUUACGACAUCAAUGUUAUGCCGAUAAAUAUUGACGGAAACGUGUAUAGCGAGUUGCCUGCUCCUUAUUAUUAUGAUUUUGUGGUGCACUCUGAUGACUCUGGAUUUAUGAGGGUCAGCGUAACACCUGUUGAAUCUGCUAAAAAAGUUGGUGCGUUUUUAAACGGGUUAGAAAUAAUGGAAAUCAUUGAGGCAUCAAAUUCUGUUCCCCCUGACCCGGCAGAAUCCGUUUCCAAGCAUAAGCGUCUUCCUGUGGUGCUGGGUUCAGUUAUUGGAGGUCUAAUCAUGGUUUUCGCUGGGGUAAUUGGAUUUCGUAAAAUAAGGAAGCAAAAGCCCGUUGAGAAUUCUGACUGGUUACCAAUUCUCGCUACUACAGGAGGAAGUUCUCAAUGUAGAUUGACCGAGGGAACCAGCCAAGGCUCUACUCUUCCCAACAUAAACCUUGGACUCAAAAUUCCAUUGCUCGAUCUUCAAUUGGCAACCAAUAACUUCCACGCAAGUCAGAUAAUUGGCGAGGGUGGUUUCGGCAUCGUCUACAAGGGGGUUCUCGAGAAUGGUAUGGUAGUGGCUGUCAAAAGAGGUGAACCCGGGUCGCUUCAAGGCCUUCCAGAAUUUCAGGCAGAGAUAAUGGUUCUGUCCCAGAUUCGUCACAGACACCUUGUUUCCUUAAUUGGGUAUUGUGACGACAGCUUUGAGAUGAUACUAGUUUAUGAGUACCUGGAAAAAGGGACACUCAGAGAGCAUUUGUUCAAUAAAAACUUGCCAAGAUUGUCUUGGAGGCAUAGGCUUGAAAUUUGCAUUGGAGCUGCCAGUGGUCUUAAUUACCUUCACAAUGGACCAGCUAGGGGAAUCAUUCACCGUGAUGUAAAGUCCACAAACAUAUUGCUUGAUGAAAACCAUGUAGCCAAAGUUGCUGACUUCGGCCUUUCAAGGACGGGUCCUCUUGAUCAUCAACAUUAUGUCACCACUGUUGUUAAAGGCUCUUUUGGGUAUCUUGAUCCUGAGUAUUUCAGGUCGCAGCAGCUCACAGAAAAAUCUGAUGUUUAUUCAUUUGGGGUAGUUCUCUUGGAAGUGUUGUGCGCAAGAGCAGUCAUUGAUCCAUCGCUUCCCACAGAGCAGAUAAACUUAGCUGAAUGGGGAAUGCUUUGCAAAAACAAGGGGAUACUCCAAGAGAUUGUUGAUCCUUCUAUCAAGGGCCAAAUAGAUCAAAACUCGCUCAAGAAAUUUAGUGAGACGGUAGAAAAAUGCUUGCAAGAAGAUGGUUCUGGUAGGCCAACCAUGGGUGAUGUGUUGUGGGACUUGGAGUAUGCACUGCAGCUACAGAGAGGUGCAAAUGGCAUACAUGGAGAAACGAAUGAGGAUAGUUCUAGUACUAGUAGUGCUUCUGCGUCACUUCAAUUACCCAAUGUUCGGUGUCUUCCUUCACUUUCUACGCUAAGUGAAGCUGAUGACUCCAUUAUCAGGGGUUUUCUCCCAGUUCGAAAUUGAUGACGCCAAAUAGAAGAUUAAGAUCUCCAAUGCACAAGGACAUAAUUAUUUCGUGCUGCCAAAUGUUUCUCUGCUUAGCAUAUCCAGGUCACGUUUGAGCAAUAUUUUUGUAAAAUCUUUUAAAAACUUAUAAUCACUUUCAGAGCUUAAAACCCAUCUUUAAUCACUUUUAUUAAGUUCAAGUUUACGUUUGAGCAAUAUUUAGAGUUUUAUGACUCCUAACAUCACUUAAUGAGGUGCCAAGAAAAAUCGUUUAAUGUCAUGAAUCUUCGAGAAAUAACCGA